AUGUUCGACGACGAAAACCUCUCCAUCUACGACGAGAUCGAAAUCGAAGACAUGACCUUUGACGAAUCCCUCCAGCUAUACCACUACCCGUGCCCCUGCGGCGACCGCUUCCAGAUCGCGCUGGACGACUUACGCGACGAGCAGGACAUUGCUGUCUGUCCCAGCUGCAGCCUAAUGGUCCGCGUCAUCUUCGACCUGGACGAUUUGCCUAAACCGCCGCCCGCCGGCAGCGCGGCCCAAGCCCCCCCCAUCGCUGCCUAG
Metarhizium album ARSEF 1941 is the source of this 261-nucleotide messenger RNA. RefSeq names its product diphthamide biosynthesis protein. The coding region runs from base 1 to 261 and encodes 86 amino acids. The record is from RefSeq and is a predicted model, not a curated record. Gene Ontology annotation, molecular function: metal ion binding. The transcript is spliced from 2 exons. Lineage: Eukaryota; Fungi; Ascomycota; Sordariomycetes; Hypocreales; Clavicipitaceae. Gene Ontology annotation, biological process: protein histidyl modification to diphthamide.